Myotis brandtii (Brandt's bat) is the source of this 2515-nucleotide messenger RNA. It is a transcript of the gene RHO, whose product is annotated as rhodopsin. Gene Ontology annotation, molecular function: G protein-coupled receptor activity. Bases 107 to 1153 code for a protein of 348 amino acids. Gene Ontology annotation, biological process: visual perception; phototransduction; G protein-coupled receptor signaling pathway. The transcript has 5 exons. The record is from RefSeq and is a predicted model, not a curated record. NCBI's taxonomy places the organism in Eukaryota, Metazoa, Chordata, Mammalia, Chiroptera, Vespertilionidae. Gene Ontology annotation, cellular component: photoreceptor outer segment; membrane.
GUCAGGACCUGGAGUUGUCCAGCCGGAGCCCUGUGUGGCCAAGCUCAGGCCCCAGCAGCAUUCUUGGGUCAGAGCUGCCCACGGGGCCGCCACAGGGACCUCAGCCAUGAACGGCACGGAGGGCCCCAACUUCUAUGUGCCGUUCUCCAACAAGACGGGCGUGGUGCGCAGCCCCUUCGAGUACCCGCAGUACUACCUGGCCGAGCCCUGGCAGUUCUCCAUGCUGGCUGCCUACAUGUUUCUGCUGAUCGUGCUCGGAUUCCCCAUCAACUUCCUCACGCUCUAUGUCACCGUUCAGCACAAGAAACUGCGCACGCCUCUCAACUACAUCCUGCUCAACCUGGCCGUGGCCAACCUCUUCAUGGUCUUUGGAGGCUUCACCACCACCCUCUACACCUCUAUGCAUGGAUACUUUGUCUUCGGGGCCACGGGCUGCAAUCUGGAGGGCUUCUUUGCCACGCUGGGCGGUGAAAUCGCCCUGUGGUCCUUGGUGGUCCUGGCCAUCGAGCGGUACGUGGUGGUCUGCAAGCCCAUGAGCAACUUCCGCUUUGGGGAGAACCACGCCAUCAUGGGCCUCGCCUUCACGUGGGUCAUGGCACUGGCCUGUGCUGCACCCCCACUGGCCGGCUGGUCCAGGUACAUCCCAGAGGGCAUGCAGUGCUCGUGUGGGAUUGACUACUACACGCUCAAACCGGAGGUCAACAACGAGUCCUUCGUCAUCUACAUGUUCGUGGUCCACUUCACCAUCCCCAUGAUUGUCAUCUUCUUCUGCUACGGACAGCUGGUCUUCACAGUGAAGGAGGCGGCUGCCCAGCAGCAGGAGUCAGCCACCACCCAGAAGGCCGAGAAGGAAGUCACGCGCAUGGUCAUCAUCAUGGUCGUUGCGUUCCUGAUCUGUUGGCUGCCCUACGCCAGCGUGGCAUUCUACAUCUUUACCCACCAGGGCUCUAACUUUGGCCCUAUCUUCAUGACCAUCCCAGCAUUCUUCGCCAAGUCAUCCUCCAUCUACAACCCGGUCAUCUAUAUCAUGAUGAACAAGCAGUUCCGGAACUGCAUGCUCACCACCCUCUGCUGUGGCAAGAACCCACUGGGUGAUGACGAAGCAUCCACCACUGCCUCCAAGACGGAGACCAGCCAGGUGGCACCGGCCUAAGCCCUGCCAAGGACUCGCCGCCGACUGUAGGAGUCUCCCGUCCCCCAACACCCACCCCAGCAACAGCUGCCCGCCAGGAUCUGUGCCUGUCAGACCAGGUCUCACAGGCUCCAUGAGUUAAAAAAAAAUUACCGAGGCUCUCCACCCCUCAUGAGGACGGCUUGAUCUGGAGUCCUGAGUUCCCAGGGGCCAGUGGGAUCUGCACCCUCCUUCCCACUACUCCUCUCUCAGGAACAGAAGAACUCUUGCUGUCUGGAAAUGUGUCCCAGCUUAGGGAUAAGUAUCUAGCAGAGUGGGGCACACAGUAGGUGCUAAAUAAACGCUAGAUAGAGGGAGGAAGGACUGAAUGGGGGAAUGAAUGAAGAGCUGGACGGGCAGGGAGAGCAUAUCUAGCUUCUGAAAACCGCCUCAGUAGCAGCAGUUCCAUGGCUGACGGCCUUGAGCAGUUGUUUUGCUCCCUGGGCCUCACCUUCUUUCCCUGUGAAAUGGGAAUCCUGAGUCCCUGGUCCUGCCAUUCAUGGCUGCUGUGAAGAUCAAAUGAGGUGUGUGUGUGUGUGUGUGUGUGUGUGUGUGUGUGUGUGUGUGAAAGCACUUUGUAAAGGAGCUGUACAGAUUAUAGUUAAUGUUAUGAAUAACAUCAAUUAUUGUAAUUAAUUAAUUGCUAUUAUCAUCUCCUCUUCAUAGUGACCAUUUUGAGAUUGGACAGACCCCCAGUAUCCAGCCUCACCAGGUUUUGUUUUUUAAAUUAGCCAGGCGUCAAGGCCAGACCAGAUCUGGGGGUUGGGCUGCAGGUAGGGACAGUUGAGUGAAUGUAGAAUGCAGUCAUCAGACCUGACGAAACAACAUCGGACUGGAGUCUGGGACCAAGGUCUGGAGUCUCACCUCUGGCCUGGAGCCCCAGCCCAGUGCCUCCCCUCCCCAGCCUGUGAAGAGACAGGCCCUUAUCUCAGCUCUGGAAACCAUGUGCUCUCCUACCCAGCACUCGGGCCACGGCACAUCUGGGCCAGGAUGGAGCUUCUAGAAGCCAUGCUCAUCUGCCCACAUUUAAUAAAGAGCUGAGUCUCCAAUGUCACCCUUGUCUUGAAGAGCAUAGAAACAAAGAGUGGGAAAUUCAUUUGGGCCCACCUUCCCUGGGGACGUUCACAGGUCCCAGAUUCCAACCCUUGCUGAUGAGCCCAUCUUUGGCAGCUCCAGUCCAUUCUCCAUUCUGGAGAGUCCUUGCUGUGAAGCUGGGCAUCAGAAUUGAGCUGCCUCAGUAACUGACCCCUCCUUCUUCACAUAACCAGAGCUGGAAGCUCUAGCUCUCUCCAGUCCUGCCUGGAGACUAAGGCAAAUUGGGGCAUUAAAAGCUCAGCUCCUGUA